AUGUCUAGUACUAAAGAAAAUAAUAAUAUUACUAAUAAUAAUAAUACUGAUGAUCCCGUCGUUUCUGAUGACGAUGGAGAAUUAUUUAAUGGUUUUGGAAGUUCACCAAUUUCAAGAAACCAAAUGAGAACAAGUAAAAGAUGGUCAUUCCAUAAUAAUACAAGACCAAAUUUAAUGGAUUUUUCGUCAGAAGCAACUACUGGUAUUGAAAUACCAAGAAGAUUGUCAGAUAUAACUGGUGUUGAUGGUGUUCAUAAGCAAUUGGAUCCAUUUAAUGAAUUGGGUGGGGCACAAUUAUAUUCAACUGAAUCAGGUAGAUUAUUUCAUGCUGGUAAAAUUAUAAUUGCAUUAGCUGGUUUACCAGGUAGAGGUAAAACACAUUUAUCAGUUUCAUUAACUAGAUAUUUAAGAUGGUUGGGAGUUAAAACUCAUAGUUUUCAUUUAGGUGAUUAUAGAAGAGCAAGUGCAGAAGAUGAUUUAACUCAUGAUUUAUUUGUACCUACUCCAAAAUCAAAUAAAGCACAUGGAUUAAGAGAGAAAGUUGUGAAUGAAUGUUUAAAUGAUAUUUUAAAUUUUUUUAAAAAUGAUAAAGGUCAAGUUGCAAUUUAUGAUGCAGUUAAUGCAAAACCAGAAUUUAGAUUACAAUUGGAAAAAAUUUUUAAAGAAUUAAAUAUUCAAGUUUUAUUUAUUGAAAGUUUAGUUACUGAUGAUUCAAUAAUUUUAAAAAAUAUUGAAGAAGCAGCAAGAAGUUCACCAGAUUAUAAAGAUUGGUCAUAUGAUGAUGCUCAUAAAGAUUAUAGCGAGAGAAUUAAUGCAUUAGCUCCAUUUUAUCAAGAAAUGGGGUCAUCAAAAACAUUAAUUGAAGAUCAUUUAUCAUAUAUAAAAUUUAUAAAUUUUGGUGAACGAAUAGAAUUACAUAAUUCAAAUUAUGGUUAUUUAAUUAAUAAAGUUGUAUUUUAUUUAAUGAAUGGUAGAAUUAAAUCUGGAUCGGUUUUCCUUGCUAGAUGUUAUAAAAAUUCAUUAGAUGUAAAUUAUGAUCCAUCAUUAGAUGAAGAGGGGAUUAAUUAUGCCAAAAAUUUAACAUAUACAUUAAUUAAUCAAUUGAAAAAAGAAGGUAAAGAUUAUAUAAAAGAAAUACCUGAAGUUAAACCACCUUUAAAAAGAGAAUUAUCAGUUGAUGAAAGACAACCAGCUGUGGGACAAGAUGGGAUUGAUGAAAAUUCAUUAGUUAUAUGGACUUCAGUUAAAAAAAGAACAAUUGAAACAACUCAAUUUUUUGCUACUAAAAAUAUAAAUAUUCGAAAUAGAAUUCAAUUAACUCAAAAAAAUCCAGGUAUAGUUGGAUGUAUGAAUGAUGAAGAAAUAAAAUUAACAUAUCCAGAUGAAUAUCAACAAUAUUUACAAGAUCCAUAUCAUUAUAGAUUUCCAAGAGCUGAAUCUUAUCAUGAUUUAGCUAUUAAAAUAGAACCAUUAAUUUUAGAAAUGGAAAGAAUGAGUGGUGAUAUAUUAAUUAUAGCUGAUGAAACUGUAUUAAAAGUAUUUUAUGGUUAUUUAUUGUCAUGUUCAUGUUAUGAUAUACCUACGUUAGAUUUUAAAACUGAUGAAAUCGUUGAAAUUAAAUUUAAUGCUUAUCUGAAUGUAGCUGAAAGAAUAAAGAUUGAAGAUUAUGAAACAUGA
Molecule: messenger RNA, 1677 nt
Organism: Insectozyma verbasci
Lineage: Eukaryota; Fungi; Ascomycota; Pichiomycetes; Serinales; Debaryomycetaceae
Source: the annotation of a GenBank genome assembly